AUGUCGAUUUUCAAGAGCGUAAAGACCUUGGGACAGACCUCGACAGAAAUAAAGGUUAGAGAAGCGACCGAUGACAACGAACUAAAUGGUGCCACGGGGUCUCUUAUGAGUGAGCUCUCGGUUCUGACGUACAGUCCCAAAACUUUACGGGAGAUAACUCAGGUGGUACGAAAAAGAUUGAGUGGGAACUACCGGAAAAGCUCACACGCCAACGCAAUUCAUAUUCUCAAGACUUUGACGCUGGUUUCGUAUCUCAUAAACAAUGGCUCUGACGAAUUUGUGUCCUGGAUACGAUCGUAUGCUUACCUUGUGAAUACUCUCAGAGAAUUUACAAUGGGUAGUCGUGGUAAUGAAGCCGCCGCGCAACAGAUACAAAGACUUGCGUUCUCAAUUUCUGAGCUCUUGCGCGACGAUGAGCUUCUACGACAGCGCAGAAGCGAUGUGACUCUUUUCCGGUCGAGCAUUUCGACACCAGGCAGAAAAUCCACGGAUAACAGCCAUCUAAGAAUGGUUGCGGGGAACACUGACGCUAGAACUUAUGGCAAUCACACAAGAAGCUUGGAUCUGAGCCGAUGGCAUGGCGAAAGUGGCCGUCGGCAGCCCAUAGACUCAAACAAAGGUCCGACGGUGGUUUUGAGGCCCGUACGAGAAGAAGAAAAUUUCGACUGGGAUACUACACUUUCUACCGGAUUUGAAGACGACAGAAGAGAGGAAGAGCUUUCGAAGGCAUCUGCGUACAAGCGUCGGGGCAUAACGCGACGGCUAUCCAAUCGUUUUAUACUUUGA
This is a messenger RNA of Lachancea sp. 'fantastica', 786 nucleotides long. The record is from the annotation of a GenBank genome assembly. NCBI's taxonomy places the organism in Eukaryota, Fungi, Ascomycota, Saccharomycetes, Saccharomycetales, Saccharomycetaceae.